AUGUUUGGACUUGAGACAAAACAAUGCAACACACUUGUGAAAAGUCUUCAGUUAUUAAUGGCAGCAGCUUCUGAUCGUCCAUCGGCAAAACUUUGUCCGAAAACAAUCGAUCCGUUUUCAAACUCGACCCGAAGAUCCGUAUUUCAAAAUGCAUUUACAUCUGGACGGAUUCCCUGUCGACUCGUUCAUGGUUCUGUUCGAAAUCGUCUAGCAUGGAAUACAUCAAUCGACGAUCUCAAUUACGAUCCUUUACUUGUUUUAUUGGCUGAAGGUUUACGUGAAACGGAUCAUCCACUUCCAUUUAUUAGUCGACAAGGUUUCACCGAAUUGAUGGCGAAUCCGAAUGCUCCACCAAAAGUGAUUCCGAUCUUACCGAAUUUAAUCAAUCCAAUCAAAUUGGCGUUAAGUUCAGAUAAUGAUGAAAUCUUCGAAGGUGCUUUGAAUGCUUUAACACAAUUGAGUAUCGUUGUGAAAGAUGAAUUAGAUAAAUAUUUGAAAACUUAUUUGAGUAUUUUAGCGAAACGAAUGUCCAAUCGGAAAUUUCGGGAUAUGGUAACGAAUUCGUUGAAUACUUUUGAAGAAAAAGGUGGCAAAGAUGUUUUGGUGAUUAUUAAAUCAAAAAUACCAACAUAUUGUAGUAUUCAUAUUUAA
Molecule: messenger RNA, 651 nt
Organism: Adineta ricciae
Lineage: Eukaryota; Metazoa; Rotifera; Eurotatoria; Adinetida; Adinetidae
Source: the annotation of a GenBank genome assembly